GUCACAUCAUGCAAUCUCUAAUCCGGCUCCAUCAAGGCUGGAGUGACGAACUUCCUGCCUACAUUAUCUUGUAUUCAGGGUGAUUUUUUUUAUCCACUGUAAUUACUGAAAGGGAACAGAGUGAUAACAAAUAUGACGUAGAGACCUCGAGCUAACGUCGCGAAGCAGCUAAAAGCUAAAGAGUCUCGUCGUGACAGUCAACGAUGUUCUUUGUAUUCAUGAUGUCUUCCUUUGAGCAAGGACGGGGAAUUGGAAAACCACAAAGAGACUGAGCUGGUGUUUGUGUGUGUGUGGAGAAAGCCAACUUGAAUAGGAUAUCCCGAGCUCACAUUCGCCAGGAUUGUCAUAGUUUGUUUUUUACGGCACGUUCAAUGCAGCGGUCGUCUGUUGACUUCUUCAUCGAGUGGAAGCAGGCUUUCUCCAGUUGCAGGAAAUAGGCCUGUUACUACAAUUAACGAGAAUUUAUGGGAUCACAAGUUUCCUCUGAUGAGAUGAGCGUGCGUGCGGGGCAGGGCAGUGACGAGGUGCUGGUGUCGCAGGCGGUGUGGGAUUACCUUGCAGCUGCUGGACGGCCCUGGUUGGUUGACUUCGAGGACAAGCAGGGACUGAGCGCUGAUAUUAUCCGGCGUGGAGAGCGUGGCGGCUGCUGUGCCGUGCGUCUCUCCCCGGUGGAAGGCAGCAGCCGGGCUAGAACUGGUAUGAUGGAGAGUCUCGUUUCUCCUGUUACACGGAAAGCAUUCAUAGACUUAUGCCGCUGUGCCCGAAAGGAGAUGACCAAACAGGAGGCAGCUCCUAAAAGGAAACGUUCGUUGUUACCCUGUGUGGCUGCAAUGGAACCUGAUGGAGAAAGGAGCCUGUUGCCUCCACCUCCACCUCAACCACGGCGCUCGCAGAGGCAACAGCAGAAAUACAGGAAAAGCGCAGAUAUGGACACGUGUGUAGUUUUACCCAUGCAGCAGGAGGCUUCUGCGAGGACAGUGUCUGAAUUAGUUGUUUGUCAUGAAGAAGAGAGCACCGUUUGCUCCAUCUGCAUGGGUGAAAUGGUGGAAAAGACAACUCUGGACAAAUGCGGCCAUGCAUUCUGCAGGUCCUGCCUAGAACAGGCAUUUCAAGUAAAGAAAGCCUGUCCUGUGUGCAGACUAGUAUACGGUCAGCUCAUCGGUAACCAGCCAGCCAAUGGGAGCAUGAUGGUUGAAAGAGACCCAGACUUGGAGCUGCCUGGCCAUGAAGGUUAUGGCUGCAUAUGCAUUAUUUACAGCUUCCCUCCUGGUUUGCAGGCGCAAGAGCAUCCAAACCCUGGAGUGAGGUAUCCAGGCACAGACCGGGUGGCGUACCUGCCAGACAACCCUGAGGGAAACCGCGUGCUCCGCAUGCUGCGGCGGGCAUUUGAGCAGCGGCUCAUCUUCACCAUAGGCACCUCCAUGACCACCGGCAUGCAUAAUGUUAUUACUUGGAAUGAUAUCCACCACAAGACCUCUAUAUGGGGUGGACCACGAUGCUUUGGUUAUCCAGAUCCCACAUACCUUGUGCGGGUGACAGAAGAGCUGCGAGAGAAAGGAAUAACCGCUGACUGAUUUGCUUCUAGCACUUAAAAAGGAUGGCAAAUGUGUAUGUGUGUUUGCUUAACCACAGUUCCAACACAAAGCCACUGUGUGGAAUCAAGCCACAGUCAUCUGCUGCAGAACGACAGUUCACAAUGUUUCAUUUCGAUCUUCAUGUUUAGCUUUGUUCUUUAGUUUACUUGAGUGUGUUUCACAUACAGUAUUUUCUUUGGUACAAACCUGGGGUGCACUUUACUGAAACACUCAGCUGAGAUUAAAAUACCCACUGGACUGCUGAAAUGCGAAUGUCUUGAAGGUGUACAUGUUUCCUCAUCCGCAGUACAGCCUUUCUCUUCCCAGCUUCAGGUUCAAAUCACUGGACUCCCUCUUCUAACUCCACUUCUUCCAUUCUAGACUAUGCUUAAUAACAUUUUCAAUUUACGGUAACAUCAGAGCGGAGAUAAAUGAGGGACAAACGGCACAGCACAGCUAAAUGGGUACAGCUGGGACAAUCCCAUUCAACCCUUUUUCUUUUUUUCCCUAGUAAUCAGCACUAAGAGGCACUUUGCAAUGGAAGUAAUCUUUCUAUUAUGAGAAUUUAAAGUGGAUUCUGCUUGAUCUUCCAGAGUGCAGGAUCUAGAGUCUUUAUUUGUAGGCCUUCCUGAUUAUAAGGUCCUAGUCAAAUAGAUGCAAGUCAAUUUUCUUUUUGUCCUGCUUUUCAUUAUCUACAAUGUUUUUUCUUUUUUGUUUUGACUAUGGUGUGCUUAAAAGGUAAUCUGUUUAUGUUUGUUGGGUUCACUUUUCCCUAGUUUGCGUUUUCAGAGGAGUUUACAGAUUUUUGUGUUCAUCCAUUUUGGAUGUCUGUCACGGAUAAAUAAAAUGAUGUCAAAAUGAAAGGGCGCUUAAAAAAACUGAUACCAAACUAAAAGCAUAACAGCUCAAAACUUUGCUGUAUCCAUUGUUUUCAUGCCUCAGGCUUGGAGAAAAGCCGAGCACGGAGUUUAUUUUGAAGAAUCAGCAGAUUGGUCCACACAGAGUUUGCUGAAAUAGAAAAUAAUUCAAUAACAGCAAAUAACUCUCCCAAAAAAUAUGCCCAGGUCAUAUUUAACCCUAAAAUCAAAAGAAAAAAGGAUCUAUUGGAUUUCUUAUAAUUAUUUUUAAAAACAUUACUUGGUUUUAUAAAGUUGUAAAGAAAUUGAUAAUAAAAAUGCUUUUAACACGUAUUAAUAUACUGCAUAAAAGUUUUUUUUGGAGUUUUUGUCUUGUUUCUAGUCUAAAUAUCUAAAUAAUUUUCAAUCAAUAAACAUUUUCCAGACAAGUAAAUGGUUUGUUUUCAGAAAUAAGUCACAAUUAAGAGCGUUUUCUUCCUUUACCACAAGCUAAAUAAUCUGCCGAUGGGGUACGUAGAAUAAUCUAACUUCAAACAAGGAUUUUUCUUACCCCAUUUUGCUUGUUUUAAGGAAAAAACUCAUUUAUUCUGAUUUAUUAUUUCUAAAAACUAAAAAAUAUUUUUACUUGUUUAGAAAAUGCUUUAUGAUUGAAGAAUAUUUAGAUAUUUGGACUGGAAACAUGUCCAAAAAAGCAGUUUUCUGCAGUGUAGUGAAACCGUAAUACAGUAAUUUAAAAAACACAAAAUCGUAAUAAUGUAUUAAAUCGUAAUAAUCGUAAAAAUGUAUUGUAAUUUACAAUUUAAAGACCAAAUUAAUUAAGUUUUCUUUUGAUUUUGGUGUGGGAUUUGACCUUUCGUGAGACUCGUCUGAAUCUCCUAAAUAUAAACUUGGAUGCUGAUGGUCAUGAAGAAUAUUUAUCAGUCUCGCUUUUUGUUUUCCUCUUCACUGAAAAGUUCUUGUGCCUUCUGCUAAAGGUCACAGCCUGUUUUCCUAAUGGUACUCAUUAUUCGUUAGUAUUGGUUAAACUGUAUUCUGAUCAAUAUGAAGCGGUAACCUUACAGCACUCUUUCAGCUUUAAGCAAAAUGCAUCAUGGUUUAGAAUCCAGCAACCAAGUCUCAAAUAGUUUUGCGCAAACAAAAACAUUUACUUUGUAUUAAGACGUUUGGUCGUGUUGUUAGAGGUUGCUUCCAUUUUACAGUAUCAUUUAACAGAAAACAGUAUUAGAUUUAAGUUUUCCUUUUGAUACCAUGUUUUCUUACUCCAACCUUUAUGUUGUGAAGGACCAAUUCAAUCAGGAUUUGUGGAACUUAAAUGUUACUGUCAUGCAAAAUUCUAUGCACUUCAAAUGUCAGAUUUAUAAAAUAGACCUCUUCAGAUGACUGAUUGUUCAAAUUAAAUAAUUUGCCUUUAUAGUUGUGUUGAUUUGUAUUUCAUAAUUGAAAUGUAUGCUACAAUUAAAAUGUGCUUUACAUUUUCAUACUUGAAUAAAGGGAUUCUGUUCUGUU
Messenger RNA from Danio rerio (zebrafish), 3937 nucleotides. The record is from RefSeq and is a predicted model, not a curated record. Lineage: Eukaryota; Metazoa; Chordata; Actinopteri; Cypriniformes; Danionidae.